AUGAAAAAUCUUGAUCUAUUUAAUUUUAAACUCUAAGGCAUUUUUUAACACUUUGAAUAAAACCAUAAAAAGAAAACUGCAAUAUUUUGUGCUGUAGCUAGCUAAAUUUUCUUUACAGCCAUGUAUUUUUGUGUUACAUUGCUAAAAGGAGAGUACUCAUCUAUGCAAAUAAUCAAUAUGAGAAUGAUUACAGGCUUUAUAUUUAAUACUAUGUACUGCUAAACAAAUAAGAUAGAAGUUUACAGUGAUUAAUCUAAAGUUUUUAAAUUACUCACUCUUAGAGGCUUACUUGGAGGUCUAAACAUGACUUUUGUCUUUACUUGCUUUACAUUGAUGACAAUUUCUGAUGGCUCUAUCCUUGUUAAUACAAGUCCUAUUUGGACUAACUUCUUAGCUGCAAUUUUUUUGGGUGAGCAAUUAUCUAAAAAAGCUGUUGGAUUCUGUAUGCUAUCCUUUGUCGGUAUAAUAUUAGUAUGUAGACCUGCUUUUUUGUUUGGAUAGUCAGAAAGCUCUGAAGAUAAAAAUUAAUUCCUUGGAACAAUUUAUGGAUUAGCAGGAAGCUUCUUUGUUUCACUAGUUGCAAUUGUCAUUAGAAAACUUUCUAAAUACAAUUGUAAUGGGGCUAUGCAUAUGCAGUAUCAUUAUUUUAUCAGUAUAUUUUUCACUUCGAUAAUUCUGCUUACCGACAGUGAAAGACCUUUUGUAAUCACAUUCAAAUUCUGCAUUACAAUGCUUAUUUUGUCUUUUAGUGGCUUUGUAGCUUAACUUUUGUAAUCUAAAGCUCUUUCCCUUGAAAAAGCUUCUAUAAUAUCUCCUAUGAAGUAUUUACAAGUGCUUUUCUCUUUUUUAAUUGAUAUUUUUGUACUAAAAAGUGAAGUAUUUGUGACCAGUAUAGUUGGUGCUGGUUUAAUUAUUUUAGGUAGUGUAGGUAUUGUUAUAUGA
This is a messenger RNA of Tetrahymena thermophila SB210, 942 nucleotides long. Its product is annotated as integral membrane protein DUF6 containing protein. The record is from RefSeq and is a predicted model, not a curated record. NCBI's taxonomy places the organism in Eukaryota, Ciliophora, Oligohymenophorea, Hymenostomatida, Tetrahymenidae. Gene Ontology annotation, cellular component: membrane. The transcript has a single exon.